Spodoptera frugiperda (fall armyworm) is the source of this 1170-nucleotide messenger RNA. Its product is annotated as gamma-glutamylcyclotransferase. Bases 382 to 1098 code for a protein of 238 amino acids. Lineage: Eukaryota; Metazoa; Arthropoda; Insecta; Lepidoptera; Noctuidae. The transcript has 3 exons. Gene Ontology annotation, molecular function: gamma-glutamylcyclotransferase activity. The record is from RefSeq and is a predicted model, not a curated record.
GGAAUAUAUUCCAGUUUUAAAAGAUUAGUGUGAAAAAAAGGCAAUAGAAACAAAUGUCGUCCCUGAACAAUUACGAAUAGCCAAAUGGUUACAAUCACGCCAUUCAGAUAUUUAAAUACAAAUAACAACAUUAAUAUAUCUAAACAGGUAGUACUGUACACAAUUGACCUCAUACUUCGUCUGGUUUAUGGAUUCUUACUACUCAAUUUAUGACAGGUACCUAUACAAAAGAAACUUGUCCAACACUGCCUAAGUACAAACUUGUCAAAACAAUAAUUUAUCAAACAUUUAUCAUACAAUGGCCCACUUAGUCAUUGUACCUAUACCUAUAUUAUUUUGUAUUCUAUCAAAUCAUUAAGAUAAAUUAAAAAACUGAUCAAAAUGAUGAAAUCUGAGAUUCGCAAACCUGAUACAUUUUUGUAUUUUGCAUAUGCUGACAAUAUGGUAAAGUUCAGAAUGAAAAUGUUCAAUCCAUCAGCAGAAUUUGUUUCUAUUGCUCGAGUAGAUAAUUACAGACUGGAUUUUAAUAAAUAUGUCAAGUUUUGGGGUGGUCCUAUCGCAACUCUUGUCCCGACGGCCAACGCUCAUGUAUGGGGUGUCAUUUGGAGACUUCAUAGAGAUGAGCUGGAAUCUCUUGAUCAUCAAAAUGGUAUUGAGUCAUAUACAUACUUCGUAAAAUACGUAGAGGUUCUUACUCCAUAUAUGGGUACAUUCAGGUGUCGUACAUACCUGCAAACAAUUUAUCCCUUGCCUAGAGGUAACAGAGACCCCAUUCCCGCUGAGCGAUGGCCGUCAUGGGGUUACAAAGAAUUCAUAAUAAUUGGCGCUAAGCAACAUGGUGUACCACCGUAUUAUAUAAGAUUCUUGAGAAAGUUUAAAGACAAUGGUGAUGAAGGCUGUAUACGAUCUGACUGCUUAUUGGUGCGCUAUGGAAGUAAUCAGCCGUGCCUAUGUAGAGUACCUGGCCUCAUCCCACGAAAACCUCUAAAGCUGAAUUUAAAGGCAGAUAGGGAAGGGAAGCUGCUUCCACGUCCAAUAAGAUCGGUUAAUGUAGAAGAACCAGAGAAAAAAAGGUCGAAGAAAAAAUUGACGUUUUAAAGAAUUAAAUGAAAAUUAAAGAAUUAAAUAAAAUUUUUGAAGAUUUUAUGAGAAUUAUAAAACAAUUACGCA